UUACGGCGGCGGCGGGAGACGGCGGCAGCGCCCGGCCGGCCCCCCCCUCACCCCCACCCCUCCUCCUCCUCUUCCCCCUCCCUCCGACGGGAGCGCGCCCACGCGCCCCCCCCUCCCCCCCCCCCCCGCCCGGAGCCACCUUCGGGAGCGCGCAGCCCCCCUCCAUGCGCCCCCAUCCCCCCCACCGCGUGCUAUCGCCUCCAUGCAGCUCUGCACCCCCUUCUUAACACCCCCCCCGCCUUCCCCCCUUUCAGGUGCAGCCCCCCAUAAUACCCCCGCAUGCCCACCUACACCCUUCCAUGUGCACGUGCCCCCCUCGUUGCUUCUCCCCUCCAUGCACCGCCUCUCUGCCAAAGCCCCCCCAAACCUCCCAGUGGUGCAGUGCUGUUCUUUUCUCCCCCCGUUCGCCCCCCUCAGUCUUUCGGGUCACUGAAGUUGGCGGUGUGGAUGGCACUUUGCAUAGUGGGAGCUCCGUAAUGUGGGUGCUGCCCCCCGGCUGUGGGGGUUCACCCCAAAAAGGAGCGGGGGGGGGGGGGGGGCAGGGAGAGGUCAGCUAAAAACCUCCAGCAGUCAGCAGUUGCAGAGCUGUGCUGUGUCCUUGCAAGGAGGGGAUGGAGCAAAGCCUCGGCUUCUGGUGCUGCCUGCUGUCCGGUCGGCCUCGUGCCUUAUUGCUGCAGCAAUUUGUUUCGUCUCUUUCCCCUUGCUUCUUUCCCAUGCAGUGAACACACUGUAAGGGCAAGCUGUUAAUGAGAAGUGGCUUAGUGAGGGGGGGAACAGCUUUGCUUACGCUGCUGCUUGUGUUGCGCCAAGCUCGUGGCCCUGCGAGCACAGCGGUGCCUUUGGAUGGGGGCUGAACCUCUCCUAUUGCACUGAGUGGCUCAGAGCUGGGCACCAGGAGCGCAGUGCAAUGGCAGUGUGCAAAGACAGGGCUUCUCCUGCCUGCACUUGGCUGGGGUUACUCACUGUGAAGUCCCUGCCCAUGGGGCACAAUGGGGGUGACAGCAUCUGGUGGGGUCGGUGGCUCUGUGGAGAUGUGCCCGCAUCGGGGCCUGUUAGCGCUGCUCCCACGGCCCCGCCAUGGCCACGCCGGACGUCAGUGUGCACAUGGAGGAGGUGGUGGUGGUGACGACGCCGGACACGGCAGUGGAUGGCAGUGGGGUGGAGGAGGUGAAGACGGUGCUGGUCACCACCAAUCUGUCCCAGCAUGGCGGUGACAUAAAUGAGGACACUCUGGAGACAGAAAACGCAGCUGCUGCGGCCGCUGCCGCCUUCACAGCAUCCACACACCUGAAGGAAGCAGUGCUAGAAGUGAAGAUGGCUGAAGACGAGGACAGCUUGGAGGCAGAGAUCGUGUACCCCAUCACCUGUGGGGACAGCAAAGCCAACCUCAUCUGGAGGAAGUUCGUGUGCCCCGGGAUCAAUGUGAAGUGUGUGCAGUUUGAUGGACACCUCAUCAGCCCCAAGGAGUUCGUGCACCUGGCAGGAAAGUCCACACUGAAGGACUGGAAGCGGGCAAUCAGGAUGAAUGGGAUCAUGCUCCGGAAGAUCAUGGACUCGGGGGAGCUGGAUUUCUACCAGCACACCAAGGUCUGCUCCAACACGUGCCGGAGCACCAAGAUUGACCUGACCAGUGCCAGGGUGUCUCUGAGCAGCCAGACCUCCACGGAGUACAUCCCUCUCACUCCUGCUUCCACAGAUGUGAACGGAUCCCCAGCUACAAUUACCAUAGAAACAUGUGAGGACGCCGGCGAUUGGACCACCAGCAUAGGAGAUGACACCUUUGCGUUCUGGCGAGGCCUGAGGGACGCAGGUCUCCUGGAUGAUGUCAUCCAGGAGUUCCACCAGGAGCUGCUGGACACCAUGCGGGGUUUGCAGCAGCGUGCACAGGACCCCCCCCUGCAGCUGGGAGAUGCUGUUCUACUUAACAACGUGGUGCAGAACUUCAGGAUGCUGGACCUGGUCAAGAAAGUCCUGGCCAGCCACAAGUGCCAGAUGGAUCGCUCCAGGGAGCAGUACACACGGGAUCUGGCAGCUCUGGAGCAGCAGUGUGACGAGCACCGCAAGCGUGCCAAGGAGCUGAAGCACAAAUCGCAGCACCUCAACAACGUGCUGAUGACUCUGACUCCCGUCUCUGUCCCCACGCCUUUAAAACGCCCCCGGCUCACCCGGGCCACCUCCGGACCGGCUGCCAUCACAUCCCAGGUGCUGUCCCAGCCGGCGCAGAUCGCCGUCACCCCCGCCGUGCCGAUGUCGCAGCUCACCAGCCUGCCUCUGGGCAAAGUGGUCUCAACCCUCCCACCCUCGGUGUUGGGUAAAACCCCAUCCCAACCGCCUGCCGCCAGCUCUCCAGCCUCCCCACUGCUGGGUGGCUACACCGUACUGGCCUCUGCUGGCAACGCCUUCCCCGGUGCAGUGGAAAUCCACCCGGACGCUCCCAACGUGACGGUGCUGAGCACAGCGGCAGCGACGGCUCAGGACAGCAGCACAGUGGUGAAGGUGCUCAGCCCUUUCCAGCUGCUGGCACUGCCGGGGCUCGGUGCCGCCAUCCAGAACGUGACACACGUGGGUGGUGGCGGUGCGGUGCUCAGCGUGCCCUCCGAGGGUCCCACGGCCGAGCACACCGCUGCCAUCGAGGUGACGGCGGUGGCCGAUGAAGCAGAGCAGAAGUGAAGGAGAGGGCCCUGCCUGGAGGGGACAUUCGUCACGGCGCUCGGGGGAACGGCCUUGGGUCUGCGUGGUGCAAUGAGGGGCGUGGGUUAAGGAGGCUCAGGGCGGCUGGAGCUGGGAGCAAGGAGGUGUGCGGGGCAGGCAGCGAGGGGAGGGAGGAUGCCUGGAGGAGAUGAGGGCAGCAGCGUGCUCUGCUCUGAUGGGAGGAGGUCUGGAAGAAAAAAAAAAAAAGAAAAAACAACACCAACAAAAAUAAUUAAGGCUAAGUUUUUAUAAAGCUUUCCUCCCUGCUCUCUUGGGGCAGGUACUCCACGCUGUGUCUGAGGAGCAGGGUGGGAUAUAGUGUGAGCUUUAGGAGCACGGAGCGCUGAGCCGGCACCGAGCCGGCUGCUGGGAGCCCACAGGCAGCAGUGGGAGGAGUGUGGGGCCGCUCGCCGUCCCUGUCCUGCAGCACGGAGGGGACACAGAGCCCUGGGGCUGACCCUUGGGUGCAGGCACUGUGGGCGGGUGGCCCAGGUCAGAGCGAGGAGGAUCCCAGGUUGUGAUUCCCCAGAGAACAGAGGAACCCAGAGGGCCGGGAAGAGCUGCAACUUCUGGGGUUUUAGGGUCUCUUUUCUAUUUUUCUCAAAAAAAAGGAAAAAAAAAAUCCAUUUUUAGGAUUUUUUUUUUUUAAUUAAAGGCUGUGAGCACAUUACUGGAGUAAGGCAGAACGGGGGGCUGGGUGCAGAGCGAGGAGCUGAGCGGCAGCAGCCCCGUGCCCAGCAUCAUCUUACUGGGUGCUGGCAUCCAUCACCUGCUGCAGGAGGAUGCUCUGAAGGAAGGGGGCACUGGCCUCAGGUAUGCCCCGGUGUUUGGGUGCUGGGAGGAGCUGGGUGCCUCAGGUGGGGGUUUUCUAUGAACUCAGUCUGGCAGCAGCGAUGGCAGGUUGCUUCUAUCAGCUAAUAAAUGUGGUUUUUUUUGACAGAG
Messenger RNA from Gallus gallus (chicken), 3633 nucleotides. RefSeq names its product glucocorticoid modulatory element binding protein 2 (gene GMEB2). NCBI's taxonomy places the organism in Eukaryota, Metazoa, Chordata, Aves, Galliformes, Phasianidae. Gene Ontology annotation, cellular component: nucleus. The transcript is spliced from 10 exons. The record is from RefSeq and is a predicted model, not a curated record. Gene Ontology annotation, biological process: positive regulation of transcription by RNA polymerase II. Bases 1078 to 2670 code for a protein of 530 amino acids. Gene Ontology annotation, molecular function: RNA polymerase II cis-regulatory region sequence-specific DNA binding; DNA-binding transcription activator activity, RNA polymerase II-specific.